AUGAUCCAUGAAAUUAAAUUCAGAAUUUUGUUGAGUGAAUUCACAAUGGCUCCCACUGCCUUAUUUUCAUUUUCAUUCUUGGAAUUAGUUCUUCUUUUGUGUGAUAGUUUCACAGUGAGAGACGGAGACGGGGGAAUAGUACAAUAUUUGAAGGCAUUGAAAAUAAUUAAGGAUAAUAGUGAAAUUGUUAAGAUCCAUGUGGCAUCGAAAGCCUGGAUAAUGGGUUACCUUGAGCAUGUUUUUAUCCAGAUACAGCAAAUUGGCGGGGUAUCUUCCACUGCCAAUGGUCGUACAUUGCCACACGAAAAUGUGAAUAAUCACGAGAAACUACACAAGACACUCGAAACGUCAGGUAAUUUGGGUGGUGAUGUUGUUGAGACACCAUAG
Phycomyces blakesleeanus NRRL 1555(-) is the source of this 387-nucleotide messenger RNA. RefSeq lists its product as hypothetical. Bases 1 to 387 code for a protein of 128 amino acids. The record is from RefSeq and is a predicted model, not a curated record. Lineage: Eukaryota; Fungi; Mucoromycota; Mucoromycetes; Mucorales; Phycomycetaceae. The transcript is spliced from 6 exons.